CUGGUCUGCACGAGCAUGUCAGCUGGGGUUACUCAAGCUAUAUAAAUACCCAUUUUGGGGGGUUCAGCUUGAUCAUUUUGUCAUUUGGAAAGGAUCCUCUGCUUUACAAAAGGAUAAAUCUGAUAUCAUAGGCCAUAAACCCUCGUGUUGCCUGAAGCUGCCCCUUCCGUGAAGCAUUCCGACAUGGCCAAGGUGUCCCACAUCGCACAGCAGCGGCGCAUAGCCCGUAUUUUCUGGAGCUCCCCGUUCGGCGGCUUGGAAGAAGAAAGAGAAUUGCUGACCAAGAUAUACUGGCCAAGGCUUGCUCACAUGUGUCAGAAAGCUGGCUACGAGUAUGCGCCAGUGGACAUGAGAUGGGGUAUCACAUCAGAUCACUCCAAGGAAGCACUCACCAUAGAAAUAUGCCUUCGAGAGCUGGACCGUUCAGACAUGAUUGUUGGAUUCUUUGGUCAGAGGUAUGGUUGGCACGGCAGCAAAGACGAGAUGUUGCAGAAGACAUUUGACUAUGCCCUAGCAACGUUUCCAUUCAUUGCUGACUACCGGGAUCGCUCAGUCACAGAGCUAGAAUACCUCCAUGGACACCUCAAUAACCCUGGUGCUCGGGCGGCAAGCUUCUUCUUCAGAGAUAAGGCAUACGAUGACAAGAAACUGAAGGAAUAUGAGAAAUCGGGAGACGAGAGGAACGCCCGCAAGUUUCGCCCGACCUCCGACGGCCCUAAUGCUGCAGAGCAUCUUAAUGACCUGAAACAAAGGGUCAUAGCCACAAAAGACAAGUGCCUUGCCAUACAUCCUAACUAUGCCACACCGAGUGAGGGCGCCAGACUGAUGUUUGAAACGGUCCACAGUUUCUUGGAGACUUUUCUGAAGCCACAGAGGGCGCUGUCCGGGCCGGAGGCUGAGCGCCUGGAGCACCAUGCCUUCCUGCUGCAAAAGUUGGGCAUGGGGGGCAUGUACAUCGGAGGGGAGGGGUACCUAGAGGCAGUGGACAAUCACGUCUUGCAUGACAGGGAUGGCUAUAAGAACAAACAUUUGCUGAUUGUCGGAGAGCCAGGGAGUGGUAAGACUUGUUUACUGGGCAACUGGAUCAUCAAGCACCAGGAACGCUUCCCGGAUGAUAUCGUCGCGUAUCACAUGGUUGGAUGCUCCAGCAGCAGCACAAGUGUGAAGAACAUGCUGCAGAGGUUGUGCAAUGAUGUAGAAGAUGCACUGUUUGAUCGCGAUGAUCUCCCUGAAGCAGAGAGGGUUUAUUCCGCCAAGGGGAAGGAGGAGAUACGAGAGCUCCAACAGACACUGAACGUCUUGGUUACCAAGGCAACCAAGCAGAAGCUGCGGGUGGUGAUUGUCGUCGACGCGCUCGACAUGCUGGAGAAGGCUGGAAAAACCAUGAAGACCUUGUACUGGCUGCCCAAGUUUCCGCCUGACACCACCCACCUCGUCCUCUCCACUCUGACCUCUGACACGGCCAACAUCCAGGAGCUUGUCCAGCAGCGAGAGUUUGACCAGCUCCCAAUGAUUCCUCUGAGCGAAGACCUCCAGUCCGAGAUCACUAAGGCCAUGUUGAUUGUCCGAGGCAAAGAGUUGUCCUCUAAGCAGCAUGACCGCGUCAUCAGCUGCAAGCAGACCGAGAAUCCACUGUUUCUCAUGAUUCUGCUCAAGGAAUUGUGUAGUUUUGGCAGCUUCUUUGAGCUGGAUGAGUUCAUUGAUUCCCUGCUUGCUGCCCAAAGUGUCAAAGAUCUGUUUGUGAAGUUCUUGAAACGGCUGGAGAAGGAUUAUAAUGCUGUGGAGAAGCAAGAUCUCGUCAAAGAGGUAAGCGGCUUGGUCACUUUCAUUUUCUUUCUGUCCAUAUUGCUCCUUUUUUCCCCUUCUUGUUUCCAUUCUUCAUGUGUCAAAAGGAUAAGGAGCAAAUGAUUCUGACAUCUCAUAACCAAGUGCUUUUCAAGU
Messenger RNA from Patiria miniata (bat star), 1941 nucleotides. Its product is annotated as TPR repeat-containing protein DDB_G0287407-like. The transcript has 11 exons. The coding region runs from base 184 to 1908 and encodes 574 amino acids. Gene Ontology annotation, cellular component: Cul4-RING E3 ubiquitin ligase complex. Gene Ontology annotation, molecular function: ATP hydrolysis activity. Lineage: Eukaryota; Metazoa; Echinodermata; Asteroidea; Valvatida; Asterinidae. The record is from RefSeq and is a predicted model, not a curated record.